AUGGCGUCCAACAACAAGUCCGUUGUAUUCCCUGCGCUUCUGUUCCUAGCCGUGGCACUCGUGUUGACGGCGGCUUCAGUGCGGGCGCAGUCACCGGCUCCACCGCCAUCAUCCCAAAACCCGUGUCCUUCCGGAUUCACAAACUCCACUACGUUCUUUCAAGCCAUGGGCACUUACCUUUUACGCGGCAUCUCGUUGAUACUCGUCCUUAACCCGGUUGCCCCAGGCACCAGCACCACAUUCUGCUAUUGCUAUCCCACUACCAGCAUCACCAUUGGCCCCAUUGUCGUGCCCAACACCAACGUUAACGCGCACACAGAAUUCAGCACGCUGGCAUGA
Messenger RNA from Miscanthus lutarioriparius, 339 nucleotides. NCBI's taxonomy places the organism in Eukaryota, Viridiplantae, Streptophyta, Magnoliopsida, Poales, Poaceae. The record is from the annotation of a GenBank genome assembly.